This is a messenger RNA of Candidula unifasciata, 1443 nucleotides long. The record is from the annotation of a GenBank genome assembly. Lineage: Eukaryota; Metazoa; Mollusca; Gastropoda; Stylommatophora; Geomitridae.
UGUUCGGUCACUUGUGGAAAAGGCAGUCAGACUAGGACAGUGACCUGUGUGGACAAGAACAGGGCGGAAGUGCCCCAAAUCUACUGCCAGGACAAGAAGCCAAGGAGCAGCAAGCACUGCUCCAGAAGACCAUGCUCUAGCAAGAUCAAUAAGUGCCCUGUGAGCUGUGAGACUGAUAAAGACACAAACGAAAUCAAAUGCCGAGACAAGAACCUGCAGGUCGUUGACCCAGCUGUAUGUAGCAAUCAGAUCAAGCACCAGACCCUGCCCUGUUUCAACAAGAACUGUGACCUGUACCGCUGGGAGACCGGAGACUGGUCCGAGUGCUCCAGAACUUGUGGGUUUGGUCGCAAACAUCGCUCAGUGACCUGUGUUGACCUUUCUGGGGGAAGAGUAUCUGCACAUCUAUGCGAAAAUGACAAGAAGCCAAAGGGAAAGAGGAGAUGUAGUGAGUUUCCAUGUCCGUACAUCUGGAACACUGGGCACUGGAGUGAAUGCUCUGUCACCUGUGGAGAAGGUAAACAGACUCGGACAGUCGUAUGUCAGGCUGUGACAAAGGAAGGCUGGAUCCUGCCAGGUGAAGUUCACUUUGGAUGCCGCCCAGAAGAAAUGCCAAGCUCCUCACGUUACUGUAACUAUGGAGACUGUAACUCUCGCAAUCAUUGGACAGUUGAGCCAUGGGGGGAGUGCUUGGCCACAUGUGGCCAUGGUUACCAGCGACGACAGGUCAACUGUGUCGACAAACAUGGAGAGAUCACUCGCCGAGGACUCUGUGUUCCUCUCUACAGACCUGUUGCCUCAAGGCCGUGCUACAACGGACAUUGCUACGCUACAUCUUGCAAGGAAUUUAAAAAGUUAACCACUAUCAGACGAGACAGCGACUACCAGCUCAAAGUGGGAAACCAGUUAGUUAAGAUUUAUUGCAGCGACAUGCGCAAAAGAGAACCAAAGGAGUACAUAACUCUCCCACAAGGACCAGGGGAAAAUUUCUCAGAGACCUUUGAUAAAAAACUGAAAAAAGCUGGCACUUGUCCCUAUAAUGGUCAGCGUCCAGAUGACCAGUGCAAGGAGUGCCAGAAACUAACCCACGAGGAGGCGGGCAACACCACGUUUUCCAAGAUUAGAAUUGAUCUCAACACACUCAUUGUAUCAGUUUCAGAUGAUACCUUCGGCAGUACCCAUUCUGGCAAGUUUGUCCCGUAUGCCACCAGCGGAGAUUGUUACAGUUCCAGUAACUGUCCGCAGGGUCGAUUUAGCAUCAACCUGGUAGACACCGGGUUUAUUGUCUCCGUGAAUACAACAUGGAAUCUCCAUGGCAACAGAGCAUCACAGAGGAUCUGGAGACUCAGGGAGGGGCAGAUAAUUCGAGGAGUUUGUGGAGGACAUUGUGGUGUUUGUUCCCCUGAUCCCAGAGUUGGCCUAAAGCUGGAUCUCUUAAGAUGA